GCCAUUUUGAGUGAUCUUGCAGGCCUGCAACCCCACUGAUAGGCCUCUGACAUUCCACAUUAGCGAGCUCGCCCAUUGGAGCACAGCUACUGUACCUUAAUUUCACCAAUUACAACAACAACUUGAACUCACAACGAGUUGAGGAUCCCUUUACUGCGAUCUGUUGGCAACAAGCUCUUCAGGCCUUGGUCGCUUAGCACUCCUUCACCUCAGCUUCUGCCACUCUGCAUCUAGUGGUUGCUUAUCAGGACCUGACCAUUGCCACUAUUGUGAGACAUGUGAGAUUUCGUCACCAAUUGGCUGCAAAGCUAUUCACACGGACACAUUAACUUUGCCCUUUGCCUUGGUGGUGAGCGCCUUGCUGCGCCCAACGUGUGUCCAGCUCGGCCAGUGGGCCGGACCACGCUGAUCCACUGCAGUCAGUCUCUCCACGGGGGGGUAACUGACAUCUCUUGCAGAGCGAGUUAGUUCCAGAGCCGCAUCUGGAAUGCUUCUCGAUCAACCAUGGCAAACAUCACUGAGCCACAGGCUUCGGAUGCAGACAAGCAACCCAGUCUCACAGCUCCCGGCCUAGAGGAGGCUAAGGGUAAGGCCAAAGCCAAAUAUGGCAAGAGGUCAAGCAAGGCUAGCAACAGACAGGCCAAUCGCAUGCACCGAGCCCUAGAGAAGCAAUUCUCUCAGGCCCAACGCUUGUCUGAGGGGGAGGGGCACAAAUCACCACUUCCUCCGAUUGCAGCUCCUGAGAUGGUCCAACAAUUGCUCACUUCACCAGAGCUUGGUCGCCUGAGUGGGAGCUUCAGCAGGUCUCAACACAGACCAUUGGUCAGGGAGGCACACCCCUCUUUGGAGAGGAUCUCAAGCUAUCAGACCCCUCCAUGGCAUGCACAGCAACCUUCACACCGACUGCACUGGGACUUCAUCUCCCACAGGGACCUUCCUUUACCGACCAACUGCAGUCAUUGAUUUCACAGGCAGUUAUUCAAGCCAUGACCUCCUCGGAUCACCAAAAAUCCCCAUUGGUGCCUACCACCUCAUCACGACCUGCACUGAUGGACUACACCGGGCCAGCUUCUCCAUCCCAUUAUCCUGAAUCUGACUCUUCCAGCGCUUCAGACUAUGACGGGACUGCAGACCAGUGGUCGGACUGCGAGGAGCCUCCACAAGACUCCCAGCCCAUGGCAGAGCUCUUCAUUGCUUCGCUCUUUCCCUCCUUACUUCUCAGGGCAUGUGCAGCAGGUAAGAUCACUUCUGACCCGGCCCCCACUCCGGAAACUUCCACUGGCCAGGAUAUGAAUCCCCUGUUCUCCAAACCGGUAAUUCGGCAUCAACAAAUUCCCUGCCCCCCUUUAUUCCUGAAGAAUAUUCAGGGACAAUGGGAAUCCCCGGCCGCACAACCAUCCCAGGGGGAGCUGAAUGUAAGAUAGUAGACAUGGCUCAAAACUUGACUGACCUAUUGGAGGUACCCAAAGUGGAUGAAUCCAUAGCUCCACUAUUCUCGGCCUCCAGUCUUCCAGCAGAUGUAUCUGAUGCCUUUAAGGCAGAGGAUAAGAAAUCUGAGAUAGCAUUUCGCAAAGCUCAUCAAGCAUCUGCGUGGGCUGCGAAGACGGCUACAGCCACUUCUUUUUUUGCUAGGAUUUCCCUCACUUGGCUUAGACAACUUCAGGAGAGGAUUCCCCUGGAGGAGGUCAGAGUCCACCAGGACCUGACCAAUUCAUAGUGACCUCGGAGUAUAUGGCGGAUGUGUCCUUAUACGCUGCCAAGCACUCGGCCCGAGCAAUGGCUUCCAGUGUAGUCGUUUGGAGGCUGCUUUGGCUCAAAAAUUGGGGGGCCGAGAACAAACACAAAUGGCGCAUGGCCACGGCUCCAUUCAAGGGAGGUAGUUUAUUUGGGGAGGCAUUAGCACCAUUCCUAGUGGACAAUAAACAAACGCAGAAGGUUAUUUCUCAUUUGUCUAGAAGAGCAAACAGGCGUUUCCUUCCCUAUGCCGCCACCAGUCCUUACGGACCAUAGCAACAAGCAUACUGUUCCCCUGUUCCUAGGGCAGACCGUCCAAUCGACAGGACGAAUUACUGGGACAGGUCCCGACACCAGACCCAGAACAAAUCUUUCUUUCAAGGCAGAGGGGGUUGUCCCUUCCGUCGCUCCAGGUGACUCAGGAGGGACCCCUCCCAUUGGCGACAGAUUUACCCUUUUUAUCUGCCAAUGGGAAAACACAACCACAGACUCCUGGGUUCUGCGCACCAUAAGAGAAGGUCUGUCCCUGGAGUUCAAAUACAUACCCAUAAACCACUUUAUCUCUUGUCCAGCCCUGAGAAACUCAACAAAAAGGGGUCUCAUGGCAAACGCAAUUUGGCAUCUACUAAGCAUCAAGGUCAUAGAGGAGGUCCCAGCGGACCAGGUAGGACAAGGGUUCUACUCCAUCUUAUUCGUAGUCCCAAAGUCUUCAGGGGGAUGGAGGGCAAUCCUGGACCUCAAGGCCCUGAACCUCCAUUUCCAGUAUUGGAAGCUCAAGAUGCAGACGCUCCAUUCCAUCUUGGGUGGCAUCAGGCGAGGGGAUUUCAUGACCUCAGUCGAUUUCACAGAGGCAUAUCUGCACAUCCCAUCAUCGCCAAUUCCUGCGGUUCUGUCAUCUCAACCGCCACUUCCAAUACAGAGCCCUACCAUUCGGUCUCUCCUCUGCUCCCAGGGUCUUCACCAAGAUCCUGGCGGUUCUGGCAGCAUACUUAAGAUUGGCCCCGGUACAUGUCCAGUGCUACCUGGACGACAUCCUGAUACAAUCAACCUCUGUCACGACCGCCCAGUCGGAUCUGGCCCUCACGAUCAGGACUCUUCAGGACCACGGGUUCUCCAUAAAUUUCAAAAAGAGCCAGACUGUCCCUCAACCCGCCUCUUAUACCUGGGUGUGGUAAGAGACACGGACUCUUGAGACACGGACUCUUGUCACAUGUUUCUGUCAGAGGACCAUCAGAAAAGCAUUCGAGACCUGGUCAUCAGAGUCCGCAGGGACAGGGUAGUGACGCUGGCUAUGCUUUCCCAGCUACUAGGGAAAUUCAUAUCUUGCAUAGCGAUAGUACCUUGGGCCAGACUUCAUGCUCGGACCCUCCAAUGGUUCAUGCUCCCGUACUAGAGACUACAUAUCAGCUCUUCCAACUGGUUGGUACAGGUCUCCAGUCAGGUGCUACGCUCUCUCAAUUGGUGGACAUCCUCAGCCAUGCUCGAGGAGACUCUCUUCAAGGAGCCUCACUACAUUCUUAUGACCACGGACGCAAGUCUGUUUGGCUGAGUUGCACAUCUCCAAACCCAGAUGGCUCAGGGCCAGUGGUCACGUUCGGACCUGAGGCACAACAUAAACUGGUUGGAGCUCAGGGCGAUUCAUCUGGCUCUCAAACACUUCCACAAGGUGAUUGGCGGAAAACAUGUGCUUGUCCUCACUGACAAUGUAGCUGCAAAGGCCUACGUGAACCGGCAAGGGGGCACCCGUUCCACGUCCCUCAUGUUGGAGGCUCAGACGUUGGGUUCCUGGGCAGAGAAGAACCUGCUUUCCAUCAGGGCCGAGCAUAUCUCGGGAGAGGCGAACCGGCAGACAGACUUUCUCAGCAGGUCAGUUAUGGACCAUUUGGAGUGGCGCUUACACCCGGAUCUCUUCAAGGAGAUCACAGACAGGUUGGGCCAUCUGAUUGUGGACCUCUUUGCCUCACCGGAGAACACCCAGCUUCCUAGGUUCUUUUCACGUUUCCCCUCUCGGGGCGGAGGGGACAGACGCACUACACAGUCCAUGGCCGCAAGGCCUAUUGUAUGCUUUCCCUCCUCUUCCUCUGAUCCCAGCAACUAUCAGGAAGGUCUUGGAGGAACAGGCAGAGUUAAUAUUCAUUGCACCCCACUGGCCCAGAUGGCCAUGGUUUGUGGACCUAGUGAGCCUCUCCGCAACUUAUCUGUGGCAGAUUCCCAACAGUCGAAUACGGUUAAUGCAGGGGUCCCUGCAACAUCCAGACCCCCAAUGGCUCCAAUUGGCCGCCUGGCAUUUGAACGCCGCACCCUGACUCAGCAGUCAUAUUUGUCAGGUGUGAUUGACAUGACUCAGGCGGCCAAGAGACCAGCGACUAACCGCAUCUACGAUCACAUUUGGUGGAAUUUCUGUCACUGGUGUGACAGGAACAACCUGAGUCUCUCAACUGUGACCAUCCCAAGGGUCUUAGAAUAUUUACUGGAGGGUGUUAAUAAGGGCUUGUCAUCCAACACCAUUCGGAGGCAGGUAGCGACCCUUUCCACGGUACUGUCCUGGGACAGUUCUCAACCCUUCUCUCAGCAUCCCAUGCUCCGCUCCUUCCUCAAAGGAGUCACAAAUAGCAGACCACCUGUGGUCCAUAGGUAUCCCUCCUGGGAGCUACAGGCCCUAACCGCCUCACCCUUUGAACCCAUUAGAACCUGUUCCUUGAGAUACUUGUCACUCAAGGUUUCCUUCCUGAUUGCCAUCAUCUCCGCCAAGCGUAUAUCGGAGCUGGCCACUUUAUCUAUCAGGAAGGACCUGUGCAUGUUUCACGAGGAUAGGGUGGUGCUUAGGUUAGAUCCUUCCUUUAUCCCUAAGAUUAACAUGGUGUUUCACAGAGCACAGGAGGUUAUCCUCCCAAAUUUUUGUCCCCGUCCGUCACAUGACCUGGAGCGCCAGUGGCACACAUUGGAUGUACGUAGAGCCCUGCGCUGUUACAUCAAGCGCACGGUGGCAUUUCGUAAAUCAGAAGCCCUGUUUGUAUCAUUUCAACCCUCUUCCAUGGGACAGAAGGUAUUCGUCUCUACCAUAGGCAGAUGGAUCAGGGCGUGCAUAGCAGGAGCGUAUGUGUCGCUUUCCCUGCCAGUUCCUAGUCAUGUGAUGGCACACUCCAUCCGUAGCGCUGCUACAUCUGCAGCGUGGGCAAUAUAGGCAUCCAUAGAGGAUAUUUGCAGGGCAGCGACAUGGUCCUCGCCUUCCCCCUUCAUUAGACAUUACCAGUUAGACAAGUUCGCCUCAGCUGAGGCCUCUUUCGGUAGACGAAUACUACAACAGGUAGUGACAGGACUAGAGACACAGACCCCAACUGACUCCCUCCCGUAGAGACUGUGGGGGCUUUGGUAAAUCCCAUUGGUGGAUUCUUCAGUCAUCAUGCUGGAGAAGGAGUGUUGGCUUACCUGAACGCCUCUUCUCAGCAUGAUGAUGAAGAAUCCACGCCCGCCCCUAUAGAGAUCAGUUAGGUCAGUGUCAGGGUGUUGUUUUACCUUGUACUUCUUGGAGAGUCAUCAUGUCGAAUUGUUGUCAUUGGCUCUGCCGUCGAUGAAACUGGGAGAUCCCAGGCAAGGAUAGGCAUGACAACUCUGACAACUUAGUCUGAUUGGGCAGGAGGACUGAAAUAACUCAUUGGUGGAUUCUUCAUCAUCAUGCUGAGAAGAGACAUCCAGAAUUUCUGCUGUCACAUCUAAUUCUUUCCUAAUAUAUCUGUCCUGUCCUGCCAGAGAGGGCUGCUGCACCAGAAAGAUGAAUGUGGGCACAGCUCACAGCGAAGUGAACCCAAAUACCCGAGUCAUGAACAGCCGCGGCAUCUGGCUCUCCUAUGUCUUGGGAAUUGGUCUCCUGCAUGUGAUUUUGCUCAGCAUUCCUUUCUUCAGUGUCCCUGUUGUCUGGACUCUAACCAACCUCAUUCACAACAUGAGUAUGUACAUUUUCUUACACACUGUGAAAGGAACACCAUUUGAGACUCCCGAUCAGGGGAAGGCCCGGCUGCUCACUCACUGGGAACAGAUGGACUAUGGAGUGCAGUUCACAGCUUCUCGCAAGUUCUUGACUAUCACACCAAUUGUACUUUAUUUUUUUACCAGUUUCUACACAAAAUAUGACCGGGUACAUUUCAUCAUCAACACCAUCUCUUUGAUGAGCGUCUUGAUCCCCAAGUUGCCCCAGCUGCAUGGUGUCCGUAUCUUUGGAAUCAACAAGUACUGAGUUCGGGAGGGGGGGAGGUCUUUUCUUUCCCCUCUCCCUUUUUCUGGUGAGCUGUGAUAAACCAGAGUGAGAACCCCACUUUCUUUGCUCUGCUGCAUCUUCAGGUUAGGAUUGCAGGAGAGCUCUUCUUCUCAAGGGGCACAUAUUGCACAGGAUUGCAAAAACCAGCAAAACAUAACCAGCUUUGGGCUUGCAAAAAGACAAGAGGAAGCUGAAACGUAUGAUAACUAAUCUUAUUAUUUCUUCUCAAGAAACUGAAAAUAGAUGCAGACAACACUGCUAUGUAAAAGGUACUUAUCAUUUGUUCUCUGGUAGGAAAGUAUUCUGUUCAGAAGGACAAUAGAAGCCUGAUUCAAGGCAACAUUUAUUUAAGAUGAUAAAUGCACUUUAACAUCAAACUGUCCCAUUGGGGGAGUUUGACUUGCUCAUUGAAGGGCUAUGUCAGAAAAAUGAAGCUACAGCCUAUGAAAAGAAUAGUCAGAUUUCUCUCAAUUGUUUAUAAAUACCUUUAAUGAUGUAAAGGCAGAAUUGGGGUAGAAGGAAAGAGGCAGGAAGCAGAUGAAAUGCUUGCCCUUGGUUUUGCAGUGGUGCUGCAGUUUGAAUCCCAGCUUCCCCACUGCACUCCUGGCCAGAGAAUUAUUGGCUGAAUGAUCAGCCUCUUGGAGCACAAAUAGCUUACUGUGAAGUUACAUGAGAGCAGAGAUGAAGAAGACAAGGAAUGUGGCUAGAAAAAACCACCAGGGCCUCAUUUCCAAUAUCUUUCUCUUUGUCAUAAAUCCAACAGUAGUAGUUAAAUUAUUAAAAUCUAUUGUUGAUUACUGCUUAUUUCUGACAGUGCUGAAGCUCAGAAGCUAGUGUCUCUCAUUACUCAUUGUGAUGUCUAGCAAGGUGAUGGGUUUGUUUUCUUUGUACCUACCAUCCAUAUAGUAGAACAGAUUUUUCACAAAUAUAUCAUUAUGUUAAAAUAAAAUUGAUCAUGUCUAGCAGCAACGGCGCAUCUAGCACGAUAUAAUCUUUACUUUUAAGGACUGCUUGCUAUUAGCCUAUUUCUUAUCAACAGUGCCGGUUACUGUAAGAAAGGAAAAUGGGUUUUUAUUUGGUUAAGAUUGUUAACCUAUCAUUUCUUCAAAAAGCUGCAAAAGGAAAAGGUUCAUUUAAUAAUGCAGAUUUCCUCAAUUUACAUACUUUCCAGAUAUGUUUCACAUUGAUUAUACUAGUUGGACUGCUACAUGAGUUGAAUUUUCACACAUCUUGAGGGCAUAAUCUGGGGAAAGGGCACUGCUACCUGGGUGUUUUCCUUCUGCAGCUUUUUAUUAGGACACAAGAAGAAAGAGAAAAGACAACACUAGAAGCUUAAUAGAUUAAGACAUGGGACGUCAACAUUUAAAAAAAAAACUCAGGCUGCAUUUGGGCACUGAAAAUAUUUUGGGUGGAUGAAUUUUGAUGAUCAAUAUCUUGGAUAUGAAGUUGCUUCUUAUUAUUAAGCAUGCAUUCUGUUAAGUAGAGUAUAAUUUAAUUGCCCCCUCCCCUGCCAAUGUGCAUAUAGUUAGUUAAGAAAGGAGAUUGCAGAAAAAAUUAACAUGGCUAGAAUAUUUUUUUGGCGUUAUUUGUUCAAGUUCCUAAAGAUUGGAGCCUGACAUCAGCUUCUAUUGUUUUAUUACUUAGCAUACACAUGGAUGGUAGUGGAGUUAAAUAUAAAAAUAAGCGGGAAAAACUUUUUUCAAUUAGGUAAUUAAACUCUUUUAACACUUCUCAGGAAACAGCAGCAUAUCUGAAACAUUUCUUCUGUUCCAGAGAGUCUAAGUAAAAUAGGUACUUCUUGUUAACAAAUAUUAACAGAUUUUGUAAUGAAACAUAUUCCAGAACGUAAAAGGACACUUAAAUGAUAAUGUGGGAGUUAUAUGCACUAUAAUGUAUGCAGCUUCAAAAAUUAUUCUACAUGGAUCUAAAAGGGAGGAAACUAGAAGUUAAUAAUGUGAAUAGAUAGUGAUCACUUUGGGGUUUUCAUCUUCCUAUUUAUAGUGACAAUAUUUUUUAUCAAAGUUGAAGUGCUUAGUGCUUGAACCAAUAAGCUAAUCUAAAGUUGAGCCAUAACCCAGUCUAACUCUAUGUCCUUAAAGCUUCCUCUCCAGAUAUUAGAUCAGUCAUCAAGUACUAAAAGAAAGAUAAUUUCCUCUUGUUUGAUUAAAUGUAAAAAAAGUACACGAUACAUGGAAAAUUCCUAAUUCUCAAACCUGAUCACAAUGACCGGGUCCUGGAUAAAGCUGCCCAAUGCCAACCUCAAGCUCUGGCAAUCACUUGUCUAGUGACUGGCAACUUUCUCCAACCCUUGGAGCCAUCAUGCAAGAUGACAUGACAGCUCAAAUGCGCUUCCCAAGUCACGUGAAGUAUAGCAGGAUUUCAAGAUCUUGUAAGAUUUUUGAAGGUUUUUGGAAAGAGAGGAGAGACGCUCUUAGAAUUUGGCAAGUGAUUUAUUGCUGAUGGUUAAUAAAGUAUAACAAUAUUACUACUGAUACUGACAAUUAUAAAGUGCUGACAUUUAAUGUUAUUCAUUAUGGAAUCAUCUAGACAGGAUGUUUCAGUUGUGGCAGAUCUAGCUCAAGAUUUACUAUCUAAAUCAGCCUUUUUGAACCCUCAUUUUGGCUAAAUGAGCUGAAGACUAUCCAAAUGCAGUGGUGAGGUUAUUUCGUUAGGGAAAUAAUUAAAGCCUAGAGAAGAAAAAUGGCUUUUCCUAAUGUAAUUUUUCUCUUAAGAGAUGUGGCAUUCCCAAUUCAAAUACAUUUAGCAAAAAACUGUGGCAAAUAACUCUGGGAGUAUUCACCCAAAUCCCAGCAUAGUUGAGAUUCUUCACUGCUAUUCAUUUCAGUAUGUCCUAUUUUUAUGCCUGUGUAAGACUUCCUUCACAACUUGGUGCCUCCAAAUGGGAUUGAGCAUCCUUAAUUGCCAUGAUCCUCCACCCAGUGUGGCCUUUGGACUGUAAAUCAGAAAACAUCUGGAGGAGUUUGGAUUGCAGAAAGAUUGUCAAAUACAUCUUCAAAGCAAAAUACCUUUAAGUAUCCAUAAAAAGAGAAGGGGCGUUGUCUUACCUGAAUGCCUUUUCUCUGCAUGAUGAUGGAGAAUCCACGAGUGGGUUGUCUUAACCUUUCCUGCUCAGAUGAUACUAGAAAGUCUGGUUCCUGCUGGGCUAGAGUGUCCCAGUUUUCGACCAAGGCAAAGCAACCGACGAUAGUCUGACAUGUUGGUUCCUCCUAUCCCUGACACAGGACCAGACGGCCCUUAAUGGGUGAGUGUGGAUCCUCCAUCAUCAUGCUGAGAAAAGGCGUUCAGGUAAGACAAUGCCCCUUCUCCAGCAUGAUGAGUGGAGAAUCCACGAGUGGUACAUACCAAAGCCACUCAUGUCCCUACGGGGGGGAACUAGUCUGUGCUUGUGUCCCACUAGAUGGAAAUACCUGCUGCAACACAAAGCAUCCAAAGAGGCAAACUUGUCCAACUUGUAAUGCCUGAUGAAGGAGGAAGGGGAGUACCAAGUUGCAGCCUUGCAGAUUUCUUCAAUGGAUGCCUGUGUCGACCAGGCUGCUGAUGUAGCCGCACUCCGGGUGGAAUGGGCCGUGAUGUGGCCGGGAACAGGCAAGGAAUGCAAUGUGUACGCACGGGCAAUGCAAGCCUUUAUCCAUCUUCCUGUGAUGAAAGAAGAGACCUUCCGGCCCAUGGAUGAGGGCUGGAAGGACACGAACAGGGCCUCGGACUUGCGGAAGGCCGAAGUCUGCUUGAUAUAGUGUCGCAGGGCCCUGCGCACAUCCAGCUUAUGCUACUGCUGUGGAUUGGGACAAAAAUUGGGCAGUACUACCUCCUGAGUCCUAUGAAACCAGGUAUUCACCUUGGGGAUGAAGGACAAGUCUAAACGAAGGACCACCCUGUCCGCAUGGAAGAUGCAUAGGUCACCCCUGACGGACAGGGCAGCCAACUCAGAAAUGCGUCUUGCUGACGUGACUGCAAUCAGGAAGGCUACUUUCAGUGAAAGGAGUCGUAAAGAGCAAGACCUGAUGGGUUCAAAUGGCGGUGAAAGUAGAGCCUGUAGAACCCGUGACAGGUCCCAAGAAGGGUAGCGGCGUAUUGUCGGUGGCUUGACGUUAGUCGCCCCCUUGAGGAAGGAGCUUACCACUGGGUUCUGGGCCAAAGGAACAGAAUUGUCACAUGUGAGCACCAUGGAUAAUGCCACUACCUGUCUACGGAUAGUGCUAAGAGUUAACCCCUUAUCCAGACCUUCCAACAAAUAAUCCAAAAUAUUUGGGAUAGUUACUGAGAGAGGUUGGAGGUGAUGUUUAGUGCACCAUAGGCAAAACUUCUUCCAUGUCACAUCAUAAAUCCUAUUUGUAGAGGGACAUCUGGAAGCCUGAACCAUAGAGAUCACCGUCAACGAAUAGGAUUGCCUGGUUAGGUUCCGCCGCUCAAGUGCCAGGCGGCCAACUGGAGCCACUGGGGAUCCGGGUGUUGAAGGGCCCCCUGGCUGAGGGAGAUACAAUCUGGAAGAAUCCUCCAUGGUGGUGAAAUGGACAGGUCCACAAGGUCAGCAAACCAUGGACGUCUCGGCCAAUGUGGGACAACAAAUAUGAUUGUCAUGGUUCCGAAAAGAAGCAGCUUUUCAAAGAACUUUGACAUCAAGCCAAAAACCACAAACUUUUAAAUCCAUUUAGGGGUCCCUUACCCCAGUCAUUAUCCCUAAGCUAACAGGGAUAGUUUGGCUUAACUUUGUUAGUGCCAAAGCUAUGCAGAAAAUAAAGGAUUCUUUAAGGUGAAUAAGCCUCAAAGUUCUUUGAAAAGCUGCUUCUUUUCGGAACCAUGACAAUGAUCUCUGCCCGUUCCUGAAGUAUCUUGCGGAUGGUAGCUGGAAUCGGGAAGGGGAGGAAAGGCGUACAGUAACCCCCCUGGGCCACCAGCUGCAGAGGGCGUCCAUUCCCUCUGCCCCUGGGGAUGGGAACCUGGAGAAGAACCUUGGGAGUUGGUUGGAGAGGCAAACAGGUCCAACUGUGGCUGACCGAAUCUGUCCGAGAUCUCCCUGAACAGAGCAGGGUCCAGGCGCCACUUGGAGUGGUCCACGGUAGAUCUGCUCAGGGAUCUGCCUGUUGGUUUGCCUCCCCCAAAAUGUGCUCUGCCUUCAGAGAGCAGAGGUGGACCUUUGCCCAGGAGUUCAAAUGGCGGGCCUCGCUCAUGAGGGACUUGGAUCAGGUCCCUCCCUGUCUGUUUACGUGUGCCUUUGCUGCCACAGCGGUGAGGAUCAGAACGUGUUGUCCCGCCACCCUGUUGGUGAAGUGGCGUAAGGCCAGAUGUAUGGCCCUGAGCUCCAGCCAGUUUAUACUGUGUCUUAAUCCGAGUGGGACCCCGACCCUGAGCUAAUUGUGAUUGGAGGUGAACCCCCCAGCCUAAUAAGCUUGCAUCUGUGGUCAAGGUGAGCCUGACUGGCUCCUUGAAGAGGAAUCCCUUGGCAAUCGCCGGGCAGGUCCACCACUGGAGGGAACAUAAUGUCUGGCGUGGAACCCUUACUCUCCUGUUGGAAGAGCUCAUGUUCAACUUCUGAAAGGGAAGAAGGAACCAUUGCAACUCUCUGGAGUGUAACCUGGCUCAUGGAACGAUUCCCAUCUUCCCCAGCAACUGUGACAGCACGACUAGAGGAACCACCCUCUCCAUUCAAACCCGGUGUAUUAAGAUCCAGAUGCUGUCCCGACAUUCCGGGGAAAGAAAAACUUUGCAGAGCUUCAAGUCUAUGACUGCCUCCAGGUGAAGGAGACAAGUUGAAGGGACCAUGUGGCUCUUUUGGAAGUUCACAGAGAAUCCGUGAACCUGAAGAGUCCUGAUGAUGAGUACCAGGUCCGACUGGGCUGACCGGAAGGAAUGGGACUGGAUGAGGAUAUCAUCCAGAUAACAUUGGACAUGCACCAGAAUCAUUCUCAGGUAGGCAGCUAAUACCACUAAGAUCUUUGUGAACACCCGUGGGGCCGAAGACAGGCCAAACAGGAGUGCUCUGUACUGAAAAUGCCGGUGUGCGUGGCAAAAUUGGAGGAAUUUGCGGUACUCGGGGAGGAUUGGAGCAUGCAAGUAAGCCUCCGUCAAGUCUAUGGAUAACAGGAAAUCUCCCCUCCUGACGCUGGCCAGGUUAGACUUGAGAGUCUGCAUUUUGAACCACUUGUAGGCCAAGUGGUAAUUUAGUCCUUUCAGGUCCAAUAUUGCCCUCCAAUCCCCUGAGGCCUUCGGGACCACGAACAGAAUGGAGUAAAACCCCUUUCCCCUCUGUUCCGUGGGUACUGGUUCUAUGGCCUCUAUCUGUAGUAGAUGGGUAAUGGCCAUGGACAUGAGCCUUGCUUUGGAAGUGUUUCUCGUGUUGGGGCAUGCUAGGAAACAUUCUGGAGGUCUGGUCGGGCACUUCCCAUAGUGGCUGAAUUCUAAGAAUACACCAAUGAUUCUUUAUCCAUGCGAGCAGAAAGAGAUGCCUAUCACACACAGAGCGAUAUAGUUUCUAUCUUUUGUACUAUAAUAGUUACCUUCAAAGAGUUAAUAGUUACUCAGUGUAGUCAUUAGGUUGUUCUAGUUCUUAUCUCUUUACUUUUAAUGCAAUUUAAAAUUUUAUUCUAUUUUAUCUCUUUCCUUUAAAAACUGAAUGACUGAUUCAGGACUACUGGUCUUAUGAACCUAAUAAAAUUAAAUAAUACAAUAGGAGCAAAUCCUCACUCCUGUACCACAUUGUUAAAAUUAAAAGCUUCAGUUUACGCUAAUACCUUAGAGUUUUGCUAUUAUUAGGCAUGAGAUAUAUUGUGAAUGCUGUCUUAUCACUGGAAUAAUGUAAGAUCCUCUUACUAUUUAGUAAUAAGUUUCUCUAUUGCAGAAUGGGAUCAAUUUCUAAUCACAUGUCUGUAUGAAGAACUACUCUAUAGAAUUUGUACUUAACCCCCUCAGAUAGAUAGAAUUAUAGAACAAUUGAACCAGACCCUAAAUAAUAUGUUAAAAAAAUAUGCAGCAGAAGAUCCUAAGUAUUGAGACAUGUGAUUGCCUUAUCUAUUAUUUGCAUAUAGGGAAAUUCUGCAAGACUCCUCUGGUUUCAAUCCCUUUGAACUCCUACAUGAUGGAUGACUCCGAGGAAUCUUAGAUACUGUACAUAACAAAAAACUGGACAAAGAGAGUGGAACGUUCUAAGUAUAUUGUGGGAUAUACUUUGAUCCAAAGGGAGAAAUUGACAAAGGUUCUGGAUGAGACUACAAAUUUUCCAUCCCUAGCUAAAGAAAUUUCAAUCAGCAUUCAGGCUCAUUGGCUACUGACUGAGCCCGAAAGACUUCCCACUGACCAUCACCUUAGGAAUGAAGAGAGGCUAACAUUGUUUCAGGCAAGAAUCAGGAUGCACUUCUUCCAUUGCUGUAUUAUGUUUAUAUUGCUUCCCUGCUUUAGAUUGCCCAGCUAAAGCUAUUGUUUGUUGGGGUGGGCCAAAAAUAUUUUGCCGUCUAAGAUAAAUGACAGGAUGACAAGACUGCCUCCACCCAGAUUCCAUGUAGAAACAGGAUUAGCAUUUGAAUCCUAUGUGGCAAUGAGGAUUAAGAGGUCAUUUUGACAUCCUGGCAAAUUACUUUAUGGUAAAGUAAAGCUUCAGGACAGUUCAUAUGACACACACACAGCUAUGUUUUCUAACUGCAAAAAGAAAACAGAAGGGAUGGAGUUUAGAAUUUCCACUGAUACCAGAUAAAGAUUGACAGACUGAUUUGGGCAGUCCUGCUAUACAUUACUGCAUACAUAAAAGUUUGAAGAACCAUGUAGCACUUCUAGAGAUCUAGAAAUAGAAGGGGGGUGGGGAACCCAGCUGGAUGCUUUCUCCAGCUUAGUUAAUACAUUUGCAAUAGUACAGUACUAAGUUCUCGAACAGUUUGAUAUCUACUCAAUGUGAGGGAAUAUAGGCUUCCUUUUAGCUUCAGACUAUGUACUUCACAAGAGUAUAAAACAAUACAAAAAAAUAAUCUAUUUUUAAGGUAUAAGCAUUUUAGGAAGGCAAAGGUAGCUGAGGCUAUCACAAACAGAAAUUUAUGAAAUGUGUAUGGAUUAUUCUUUAAUUAUAGUGAAAUAACGUAUUGCAUUGAUUUGCCAUUAUCUGAAAUUCAAUUUUUAGAAUGACCAUAUGAAUGGUAUUUUAAAUUAGUUUUAUCAGUUCCACAUUGAACCUCUUUGCAAUGAACAUAGUAUUAUAGCUAUAUUUUUCCUUUCUUUCCUAUCCUAUUCCAGCCUACCUUACACUACCCUAUCCUAUCCUUUCAUUUCUAGAUUUGACCUUAAUUUUUUGUGUAGUGAAGAAAUCCUUCGUCUGGAAAACUUUCUAAGACAAAGUGUGAAUAUUAUUUUUAUGAGUCCUUUCUACAGUAUUUCUAGACCAACUAAUAAAACAAAAAACAGUAUUCAUGCAAUA
This is a messenger RNA of Crotalus tigris (Tiger rattlesnake), 14405 nucleotides long. RefSeq names its product ORMDL sphingolipid biosynthesis regulator 3 (gene ORMDL3). The transcript is spliced from 5 exons. Gene Ontology annotation, biological process: ceramide metabolic process; intracellular sphingolipid homeostasis; negative regulation of ceramide biosynthetic process. Bases 5507 to 5968 code for a protein of 153 amino acids. The record is from RefSeq and is a predicted model, not a curated record. NCBI's taxonomy places the organism in Eukaryota, Metazoa, Chordata, Lepidosauria, Squamata, Viperidae. Gene Ontology annotation, cellular component: endoplasmic reticulum membrane.